UUUUGUCAAUCUAACAUGUUGGUACUUCCAUCUUGGUUCUCGUGGCAGGUACCAAUUCCUCCGGGCAAUGUGUAUGCAAUCAAUGAUACUCUUUCAGCUGAGGAAGCAGCCGAUGACUAUGAGACACGUAUCAGAGAAUUGGUCGACAAAAAUUUGAUUACUUUAUCACCGAGCAGUGGAUUUCCAAAAUUUGAUCUGGUGCUGCUGGGCAUGGGCCCUGAUGGCCACGUAGCUUCUUUGUUCCCAGGGCAUCCUCUUGUGCAGGAGAAUAAAAGAUGGGUUACCUUCAUCAAGGACUCACCCAAACCACCCCCAGAAAGAAUAACUCUCACAUUUCCAGUGAUUAAUGCCUCUGCUUACGCAGCGCUUGUGGUGACUGGCAAGAAGGAAGCAGAUGCAAUUCACUCCGUGUUAGGAAAAUCUGAAAAUCCUAUUAAGCUUCCUGUUGCAUUGGUUUCCCCUGAAGGGGAGUUGAAAUGGUUCUUAGACAAAGACGCAGCCUCAAAGCUGUAGAUGGAGCAGCUAGGCCAGUUGAUCUAUAUGUUGUGCUAGUUAUUUUGAACUUUGCAAUGUUUAGUUUGUGUAAGAGAAGUGUUGAUUUCCUAUUCCCAGUGACAGUUAGCAUUGGACGGGUCGUUAGUUAUUGGUGACAAUAAAGGGAAUAUUAAGUUAUGUUGCUUCAAAAUAUCUCAUUUCUUCUCCACAAAUUUCCAAUCAAUAAUGUGCACCAACCCCACCCUCUCAA
Molecule: messenger RNA, 745 nt
Organism: Vigna umbellata (rice bean)
Lineage: Eukaryota; Viridiplantae; Streptophyta; Magnoliopsida; Fabales; Fabaceae
Source: RefSeq, a predicted model, not a curated record